GUGGGAUUAGGAUCGGCUGGACUUCUAAUCAAAGUGGCGCUGAUAGCCUAAUCUCAUGCUUUAUAGGCUAAACGGCAGCGUUUCCGUCUCUGUAAACAGAGAUACGUCAGCAUCUACAAGUUUAUAUACUUGAAACUUCUGGAACUUUCGCGCUCUUCCUCGACGCCGAUCAAAUUUCCCCUUUUCAGUAUAAAUAUCCCAAACCCUUCGUUUCUCAACCAACAAAUUAGAAAAAAUUCCUGAGAAAAAAAAAUCUUCGUCUUCGUCUAAGCUCUCAUCAAAUCGUCGUUGAUUCAAGGUUUUCCAGAUUCUCGUCACCAAUGGAUCCAUUCUUCAGAAGGCAUUGGCACAAUUUCGCCCCACAACAUCAGUACCAGCAGACCAAUUUCGCGUCACAACAUCAGUACCCGCAGAAGGCGAGGGAAGUCCCAGUUCAGCGCCGAGCGGACCCGUCGCCGAAGGUGGUCUCGAUCCCGGUUCAGUACGUCGGGUUGGAGCGCAGGCGGUCCGAUUCGGCGCUGAAAAUCCAGAAGGCGUUCAGAGGGUUCCUGGUGAGGAAAAGCGUGAGGAAGAUCGCGGCGAUCAGAGUCGAGGUCGGCGAGAUCGAGAAGCGGAUUUCUAAGCGUGAGGCGGUGGAAUUGAUGAGGAGGGACGCCAAGGAGCGGCUGAAGGUGAACGAGACGCUGAUGAACUUGCUGUUGAAGUUGGAUUCGGUGAAGGGCGUCGAUUCCGGGGUUAGGGAUGUCAGGAGGGCCGUGAUAAAAAAGGCGAUUGCUUUGCAGGAGAAGGUGGACAGCGCUGUUGCUGAAAAUCCCCAAAUCGACCAAACCCUAGAAUUGCAAUCCGAAUCCCCUUUAAAUUCGGAUGAGACUCAGAAUUCGCAGUCUCUGGAAUUGGAAUCGGCAGCCGAGCCCCAAAUCGAAACUGUCCCACACGGCAAUGCGUGGGGGUGCAGAGAGGAAGAAGACUCUGUGAGUGAUAGCGAGUCCUCUGGAUCGUCUUGUGAGGAUUCGCCGAACCCGAUGGAGGAUGGGGUGGAGGAUGUUAAGGUGGUGGAACGAGAGGAGGCGGCGGAGGAGGAGGGAGCUGGGGAGAUUGUGAAGGAUGAUGAGAACAAAAGGAGCAGUAGCAGAGAGCUGCUGGAGAGGGUGGCGGAGGACAACGCGAAGAUGAUGGGAAUGAUGGAGGAGCUGUUUGAGAAGAACCAGAUGCAGACGCGGAUGCUGAGCUCGCUGUCGCAGAGGGUGGAGCAGCUGGAGAGGGCGCUUGUGUGUGAGAGGUUGAGGAGAAGGAAGAGGAGGCAUGCUGCUGCAACUGCAGAUUUCGUGUCCAAGUAACAAGUUAUUUCUUUUUGCUAAUUACAUUUUGGCAAGGAUUUCGCGUUCUAUAAUUCAUAUGGCGGAUCUUAUUAGUGGGAAAAAGUUUUAUCGUUAUUUGUUGUAAAGGAUUUGAAACGUGCAUUGUAUGAUGGAUGAAAUUUGAUGCUUUUGGUGUAUUAGCUACUUGCGGAAUCGAUGUGAUUACCUAGGAAAACAGCGUCCUCUUGUAAAUGUGGCACAUUUGGCCCGAUUGAUGAGAUGACAUGUGGAGGGCGCAUAUAAAAUUUAAUUUGGUCAA
Pyrus x bretschneideri (Chinese white pear) is the source of this 1617-nucleotide messenger RNA. RefSeq names its product BAG family molecular chaperone regulator 6-like. The coding region runs from base 321 to 1337 and encodes 338 amino acids. Gene Ontology annotation, molecular function: protein-folding chaperone binding. The transcript has a single exon. Gene Ontology annotation, cellular component: plasmodesma. Gene Ontology annotation, biological process: protein folding. The record is from RefSeq and is a predicted model, not a curated record. NCBI's taxonomy places the organism in Eukaryota, Viridiplantae, Streptophyta, Magnoliopsida, Rosales, Rosaceae.